AUGACUCUUCAAACAUCCAUCACCGCUGUUGCAGUCCAAGUAUCCAGAAUACCAGCAACAUGUUUCCAAGGCGAUACUCCCAAUUUCGCCGUAUUAUUAUCUACCGGAGAAAUCCAAGUCUACACAUACAAGAACGGCAUAGCACAGAUGCCUGUUCUGAGGCUGCGUAACUCACGGGAGAACUCCAGGACAACUUGUCUUGCUUGGAAAGGCGAUUGCAUCAUAACUGCUGACACAGACGGCGUAAUUAUGUUUUACGACUUUGCUUUCGGUACAUCGAAGCAAACAUACUCUCCUUUCAUCGACAUAGACAGGAUAGAGUUCGAGAGAUCAUCCAGCGGAUUGUACGUACACGCGAGAGACGGAAAAUUUGGUUUUUCACUUGAAAAAGUGGAAAGUUGUCCUUUUUCUGUUUCCUCAUUCGCUGUAACAGGAAAUGGACUCGUCCUCGUCUCCCCGCUCAAUGACGAAGCCGUGAAAUUCGUUAUUGCAAGAGACUGGAGAUCUGUAAAAAGAAUCACUUCACCUGCCCUCUUAAAACCGCUAAAAACCGCCCAGCAACGGUUAGAGCUUAUGGGUGAGCAAUUAUUAACGAAUCCUACUACAGGAACAUGGUCAGAAGCACUUCAAAUAGCUGAGAUAGCUAAUGACCAUGGAUUUCCAACUGAUUCCAUUAUUUGGAAGUGUGUUUCACGUAGUUUGGGAGGUCCGAGGUUGCAAGCACGGCAUUCCAUGUUUGGAGGGAAAGAAGAAGUUGUUUCCGCGUUGAGGAUUCAAUCUUCUCUGUUUUCUCCUGCAGAUACUCCGAUUUCUGCCAUUUUCAACUUGUUGUUCAAGUUCAGAAUGG
Molecule: messenger RNA, 847 nt
Organism: Trichomonas vaginalis G3
Lineage: Eukaryota; Parabasalia; Trichomonadida; Trichomonadidae
Product: WD repeat-containing protein 11 family
Exons: 1
Molecular function (GO): protein binding
Source: RefSeq, a predicted model, not a curated record